CCUACUUGGAUUAUAGUAUUUAUUUUGAAGUGACUACUCGUAAGAAGAUGCAAUUUAUGUAACUAGGAGUUAUUCUUCAAUUCAAAACUGAGAGAAAUGGAAGAAGAAGAUACUUAUAAACCUUUGCCAGUAGGUUUAGUCAUUAAUCAGGAAUCAAAUGAGGAAACAAAGCCAAAUAUUUUAACACAACUUUCAGCUUUUGAGGACAUUAAUUCACAUGUAUCAAUAGUAUCAUUAUACCCAACUUGUGGAGAAUUGAAGCCUGAAGUGUUGUCAGUAUCUUCAAUAUGUGAGGAAAAGACACAAGAUAUGUCAACAUUAUUUUCUUUGGAUGAAGAGAAACCAGAUCUAUUACCAUUUUCCACUUCUGAGGACAGGAAACCAGAUGUAUCAACAUUUCCAGCUAUUGAUGAUAAGAAACCAGAUUUAUCAACAUUUCCCGCUUUUGAUGAGAGGGAACAAGGUGGAUCAUUUUCCGCUUCUGAAAAUUAUAAUUCUGAUGAUUCUAAUUUACAUUCAGAUUAUCUACCAGAUUCAUCGGUUGGUAAUGUAGAAGAUUCACUCAUGGUUCAUAAUGAUUUUAACAAACUCAAGUCAGUGCAUACAGAAUCCAUAGUACCUUUAUUUUUAAAUAAUAUGUUAAUUCAAAAAGAAAGAAAGACAUACAAGUGUGAAAUGUGUAAUCAAUACUUUGUGAGAUUUGAUCACAUGAUCCAACAUAUAAAAAUUCACACAGGAAAAAUGCAGUACGAGUGUAAUGAGUGUCAUAAAAAGUUUAUGCAUGAGGCUUUUUUAAAUAGACAUAGAAAAGCUCAUACUGGAGAUUUGUCUCAUGAGUGUGACAUCUGUCAUAAGAAGUUCUUUUCUCAACCCCUUUUGAAAAAUCAUAUUAAAGUUCAUUCUAGAGUUAAACAUGAAUGUGAUGUUUGUCAUAAAAAAUUUGUCCAUAAGCUUCGUUUAAAUAACCAUAGAAAUAUUCAUUCUGUUGAUAAAUAUGAAUGUAAUAUUUGCCAUAAAGUGUUUAAAGUUAAGUUUUAUUUACAAAAACAUCUGAAGCUUCAUUCUGGAGCUACAUAUGAAUGUGAUAAUUGUCACAAAAAGUUUAUUCUAUUGUCCCAUUUAAAAAAUCAUAGUAAAAUUCACAGUGGAGAAAAAUAUGAAUGUGAUAUUUGUCAUAAAAAAUUUGUUUUUAAAUCUCAUUUGAAAACUCAUAGUAAAGUUCAUUCGGAAGACAAAUAUGAAUGUGAUGUUUGCCAUAAUAGGUUUGCCCAUAAAUUUCAUUUAAAAAGUCAUAAAAAAAUUCAUUCAGGAGAUAGACAUGAAUGCAAUAUUUGUCAUAGAAUGUUUAAUCAUAAGUCUGAUUUAAAUAGACAUAGUAAAACUCAUUCUUUGGUAAGGAGAUAUGAAUGUCAUGUUUGUCAGAAGCAGUUUGUGUUUAAGGGUCAUUUGCAAAUUCAUAGUGAACGUCACUCUGGAGAUAAACAUGAAUGUGAUGUUUGUAAUAAAGAGUUUGUUUUUAAGGCUAGUUUGAAAAAGCAUAGUCAAGUUCAUUCUGGUCUUAAACAUGAAUGUGAUGUUUGCCAUAAGAAAUUUUUUUAUUUCUAUCAUUUAAUAAGUCACAGAAAAAUCCAUUCUUGAGAGGAACAUGAAUGUGAUAUUUGUCAUAAGAUUUUUAAUCAAAAGUCUUCUUUAAAUAGACACAGUAAAAUUCAUUCUGAAGGUGAACAAGAAUGUGAUGUUUGUAAUAAAAAGUUUGUUCUUGAAUCUUAUUUAAAAAUUCAUUGAAAAAUUCAUGUUUGAGAUUAAUUCUUUUAAGGGAGUAAUGUUUAUUUAUAACUUUCAAAUAAUCUAAGUUGUUCAAACAAGUUAACACAUAGUACUUAAUGUUUAAGGAAAUCCCUUCCAAUAUUACAAUUAAUAACAACAAAGAAGUUACAAAAAUUAUCUAUUUGUAUUUUACUUUUCUUUGUCAUGUUAGUUUGUAAGUCUGUACUUUAAGAAUAGCCUAUAUAUGUGGUUGUGGGUUCAUUUAAAUAGAACACUGAACUUUGAAAGCUUUAUUUACAUUGAGUUUGAGAUGAAAUUCAAUAAUAUAUCACACCUUCAACAUGCAAAUCUCACCCCUUAUAUCUCCUUCACAGUCUCUUACAACAUUUAAUGAGCAAAAUUAUGAAAAAAUAUGUGAUUAAUCACUCAGCAUGUUCAUCCAUUAACCAGGCAUUCUACAGUCACACAAACAUCACUUCAAACAUACGCUAUAUAAGUGCUGUAUGUUACAUAGAUAAACAAGUAAUAAAACAAAUAUAAACACCUGUAUAAUUACAAGUUUUUUAGUGUACUAACAGUAAGAAA
Physella acuta is the source of this 2352-nucleotide messenger RNA. Its product is annotated as zinc finger protein 182-like. Gene Ontology annotation, biological process: regulation of transcription by RNA polymerase II. NCBI's taxonomy places the organism in Eukaryota, Metazoa, Mollusca, Gastropoda, Physidae. The record is from RefSeq and is a predicted model, not a curated record. Gene Ontology annotation, cellular component: nucleus. Gene Ontology annotation, molecular function: DNA-binding transcription activator activity, RNA polymerase II-specific; RNA polymerase II cis-regulatory region sequence-specific DNA binding.